UUUAGACAAUAUACCGGAAUACAAAUUGAAAAUUGUAGGGAUGGCAUUGCACAAUUUGACAUCAUUCAUACCAGCGGAAUAUUUCUUAACCAAUCAAACGAGGUUACGUCACAGAAUAUUUAUAUAGUGCAAGACUUGUGUCUGAGUGUAGUUUGUCAUUUGAUCGAGAAGUUUACUGACUAUUAAACUUGGUUUGUUAAGUAAAAUGUCACGGGAAUUGAAACGAUCGUCUUCUGUUGGAGAUAAGCGUCAGUGGAUUCGACCCGAUUUACCGUCUAAAUGUACUUGGCAUAUAGGGUUGGAUAUCUCCGAGUCACCACACCAACACGCGAAGCCCUCGGUCUCUGAAAACAAAAUUAUACCAAAUAUCCUUCAUCGUAUUGGAAACACGCCAUUAGUUCGCGUAAACAACAUUGGGAAAAGCUGUGGUUUAAAAUGUGAAUUGUUGGCGAAGUGCGAGUAUUUCAACGCAGGAGGUUCAGUAAAGGACAGAAUCGGCCUCAGGAUGAUUGAGGAUGCGGAACGUGAAGGCAGGCUGAAGCCUGGAGACACUCUUAUCGAACCAACAUCAGGAAAUACUGGAAUUGGUCUGGCAUUAGCAGCAGCUGUGAAGGGUUACCGCUGUAUUAUUGUCAUGCCGGAAAAGAUGAGUAAAGAAAAGGUGGAUGUUCUUCGAGCUCUAGGAGCAGAGAUUGUCCGUACGCCUACAGAGGCCAAGUUUGACUCCCCUGAAUCCCACAUUGGUGUUGCCCAGCGACUGAAUUGUGAGAUCCCAAAUUCUCUCAUCUUGGAUCAGUAUCGAAAUGCUGGCAACCCUUUGGCUCAUUAUGAUGGCACAGGAGAGGAAAUAGUUACACAAUGUGAUGCUGGUAUGGAUCGUGGAGCCGCCAUUUUGGAUAUUCUCAGCGACCAUAUUAUAGGUGUUGACCCACAUGGAUCAAUCUUGGCUGAACCAAAGGAACUGAAUGACUGUGACAACCCAAUAUAUCACGUUGAGGGUAUUGGGUAUGAUUUUGUUCCAACUGUGUUGGACCGUGCUGUUGUUGACCAGUGGUACAAAGUUGGAGACAAGGAAGCUUUCACUUUUUCAAGACGACUUAUAAAGGAGGAAGGACUGUUGUGUGGAGGUUCCAGUGGAAGUGCAAUGGCAGCCGCAGUGCAGGCAGCACAGAAGCUGGGCGAGGGACAGAGGUGUAUUGUCCUUCUCCCAGACUCGGUUCGGAACUACAUGACCAAAUUCUUGAGUGAUGACUGGAUGGAAGCUAACGGUUUCCUUGAGAAAGAAAGAAAUGAUGACCACAACAAAUUUUGGUGGUGGACAAAGAAGGUCUCUUCUCUGAACCUACCAACCCCUCUGACUGUGUUGCCAUCCGUCACGUGCCAACAGUCGAUUGACAUCAUGGACAGGGAAGGUUUUGAUCAGCUUCCAGUGGUCAAUGAAGCAGGGCUUGUUAUAGGAAUGGUAACCCUGGGAAACAUCAUGUCCCAGAUGUUAACUGGGAGAAUUACUCCUGAGAGCCCAAUUGCCAACUCUGUUUACAAGAACUUUAAGAAGGUGACACUAGACUCCAGUCUCGGGCGGCUUUCUCGUAUUCUUGAUCAUGAUCAUUAUGCUGUUGUUGUCCACAGACAGAGACUCUAUACCGACAAAGGAAAGUUGGAUGAGAAAGAAAUGAUAUUUGGGAUUGUGACGCGUAUUGAUCUGUUGAACUUCAUUACUAUGAAUCAAAACGAGCGAACAGUGCAAAACGGAGACGACUUACAUUAACAAGAAGGACGAAUCUGCAGAGUGAAAAGAUGUUUACGUUUACGGUGAUACUGGCGCAGAAAUUUUGCUGAUAUGCUAUUGUUCUCACUGUGUUCAGUGGCUCUAAUAACAGUCGACAGGUCGUCACAUGGGUUCCUUAGCUUUCCUUGCACUCGUAUACCUUAAAGCUGUAAAAGUUUGGAUUCUUCUACCUUAACGCCUUUCGUCCACAAUAUACUGUAUGUCAAGGUAUAUUUUCGUAACGUUCUCUAAAGUCGAUUAACUCUUGUGUGUGUAGUACAGUGUAUAUUUCAGUCUCGUUGAACCCAGAGGCUGCGGUCUUUUUGGUUAACACCAAGAAUUGGGACGUUCGGUCACGUGCCUUUGACCGAAAACGCGCGGCCUCCGGGACGAAAUUAUAUACAUUUGUGAACGCUGACGUCUGUUACCCAGAGAUAACCAGGCAUUCUUGUUUGUUAGUUAUUUGCGCGUUUGUAUCUCCGUUUAUUGCGAUCGUGUGGACAGGUGUACGCACGACUGGUGUGCACGAAAAAUUUGGUAUGAUUUUACAGACCUUAAACGUAUACUCUAACGUUAGUGUGAACAUAGCAGACAUUUUUUCGUGAUACGAUUUGUAAUGAAUAUAUUUUUGUAUUUGGCACCAGUAGUAAGUAAGUAAGUAAGUAAGUAAGUAAGUAAGUAAGUAAGUA
Orbicella faveolata is the source of this 2457-nucleotide messenger RNA. RefSeq names its product cystathionine beta-synthase-like protein. Gene Ontology annotation, cellular component: cytoplasm. Lineage: Eukaryota; Metazoa; Cnidaria; Anthozoa; Scleractinia; Merulinidae. Gene Ontology annotation, molecular function: cystathionine beta-synthase activity. The record is from RefSeq and is a predicted model, not a curated record.